AAUUUUCAUUUUCCUCUCUCUCUCCCUCUCUCUCAACUCCCAUCUCCUGUGAGAAGGAAGAAAAAUCACCUUCUCCUCGCGCCGAAAAACCCUAACCUUCCAAACAAAACCUCCUUGAUCACCCCAUAAUUACCAUCCUGCCACUUCCUUCCGACCCUAUAAAUAUCAUUCCAGGGUUCAUCUCCUCCUCCGGCGAACAGAUGGAAGGGUAAUGCUUUGGAGAUAUGAAAUUUGAGGAAUCGUCUCUCACCGGAUAUCUCGUCAAGAAUCUCGAACCCCUGACAGAGGCUGAUCCUGUGAUUCUUGCUGAAUACGUGGCGACAUUGUUAAAGAAGGACAAACCUACUAAGGAAUUGCAAAAACUCUGCACCGAGAACUUGGUUGAUUUUUUGGGUCAUGAUACAAAGUCCUUUAUCACAAAAUUGUUCCAGGCCCUAGAAGAUGGUUCCAUUGUAACAUCUGCCGAAAGUCUGGAUAGUAUCAGGCAAGUUGAGCCAUCUGCCACUCUUACAACCGUGGAUCCUUCAGUGCAGAAUAGUUUGUCUCCAAAGCCAGAGAAGCUUUCUUCAUCUUCUCUCAGUGAUUCUGAAGAGAAAGAGGUUACUGAUGAUGAUGAUGAUGAUCGCAACCAUAAACACCGUAGAAGGGAGACACGGUCUCUGUCUUCUGACAAAGAUGCUCAAGAACAAAUUUUUAGGAGGCCAAACAGAAAGCGAGACAAGCCUUUUGAAAAUGGACUACUUUUCCUCGGAAGUGAUCCCCAGCCUAGUGAAUACCGAAAAGAAUAUAACUUUGCCCCUUUGGAGAAUGCAAAGUUUGAAAAACGACGUCCUGGCUUGGCACCGCUUCCCCGUGCUCCAGAUUUAGGACAGAGGACAAGACUAUCCCAGCCAUUUCGCGGAGAUCCCGGUCCUCGUUUUGAUCUGUCCACAUCGCUGGGUCGUCUUCCCAUAGGCAGAGGAAGGGGAAGGAAUGCUGGCCCCUGGAACCAACAUGAUUCAAGAUUUAGCUCAGUUGAAACCCUAGAUUUUUCCUCACAAAUGGCUCCACUGGGAUCAGCACCUCCCAGUCUGUUCCCUGGAAGGGGGCUGCCAAAUGCUGCAAGUGCACAAAGUGCAUCUUGGGGUGCAUUUGGAUUGAUUCAUGGGUUGCCCAAUGGUGGUCUGGAUACGCUUCAUCCACUUGGUUUGCAAGGAACACUUCGGCCACCAAUUAAUCCUUCUAUUAAUAUUGGCAUUCCUCGUCAGCGCUGUAGAGACUUCGAGGAGCGUGGGUUUUGUUUGAGAGGGGAUAUGUGCCCUAUGGAGCAUGGUGUAAAUAGAAUUGUCGUUGAAGAUGUCCAGAGCCUUUCACAGUUCAAUCUUCCUGUUUCAAUUCCAAGUGCACAUCUUCUGGGAAUGCAAGGUGGGCCAGGACCUUUACCUCCGGUUACUGCUCCUUCAAGCCUGUUGACAAACAACAAAAGUUUACAUGGUAAAAGUAGUAAGCCUGGGAUGGCUGAUGAUGGACUGGGCUUGAAUGGAGUGUUGUCUGGUUCUGGUGCUGCUGGUGAAGCAGACUUAUAUGAUCCUGAUCAGCCUUUAUGGAAUAAUGACUGUCCUGAGACAUCGGAGAGGCUCCUGAGGCUUCCUUCACCCAAGAUUCAUGACACUGAACCCCUUUGGGAUGAUGAUUCUGAUCGGCACAAUUUCAAGUUUGCUGAAGGCAAUGACAGUGAACACACAGGUAGAAGCCUCACAGCUGCUGUUGGUUCACAGGGUGCAACUUCAUCAGUUUGGGGGCGGAUUGGGAAUUCUGGAAAUAGAUUAGAAAUGACAGGUAAAACUGACAGUUCAAUAAGUGCCAUGACUCACCUUGGAAAUGAAAAGAAGGAAGAUCAAGAGGAGACAUUAAACGGUACUCGCGGCACUGCCCAUCAAGGCAAACGGACUAUUAUGACCGAGUUAGCCCCCACCCAAAGAUCACGUGCAGAUUCUGGGCGUAAUGCUGGGAGGCAACCUCAGAAGGCUUUACGUACUCUGUUUGUCAAUGGCAUUCCCUUGAAAAAUAACAAGAGGGAGGCCCUUCUUUCACAUUUUCAAAAAUUUGGAGAGGUUAUUGACAUUUAUAUUCCACUGAACAGUGAAAGAGCUUUUGUCCAGUUCUCUAAACGGGAAGAUGCAGAAGCUGCUCUGAAGGCACCUGAUGCUGUCAUGGGUAACCGUUUCAUUAAGCUGUGGUGGGCUAAUCGGGAUAGCAUUCCUGACGAGGGAGAAAGCAGUGGGAAUGUUGUAUCUGCACCUGCUCGCAGUGCUGUGGCUGCCACUGUUCCAUCUCAGCCUACCAGUGAUAGAGGAAAAGAAAAUAUACCAUCUGCAGCUCCAAAGCCAGUCUCCAUGCCUGGUCCUGAUGUUCCCGUGGCUGUUGCUGUUCCUCCCAGAACAGUAGGAGCAAACGGUCCCAAAGCCGCACCUCCUUUGCAGAAAAAGUUGGAGUCUUUGGAGCUUUUGAAGGAGGAACUAAGGCUAAAGCAGGAAAUGCUGGACCAGAAGCGCAAUGACUUCCGGCGGCAGUUGGAUAAGCUCGAGAAACAGGCUAUCACGGUAAAGAGUGAAGCGACCUGUGAGCAAGCUGUUAAAAGACAUAAAGUGGAGAUGGUAAAUGAUGUUGCCAAAGCUGCAACACCUAGGCCAACAAAUCCCAUUACCACAGGGGCCCGACCAGAAGCUGAGAAAACACAGGAUAAGAGAAAUCCUGUGGAGAACAUUGUUUCUCCCUCUGCCAAAACAAAUUCAACAACUCUGUUGCAGUCACCUAGGAGCUUGAAACAGCCAAGUCGCUCAGCAUUAUCAAUAGGGACUCCCUUUAUGGUGAAUAGGUUCAAAUUGGACAACCGUCCCACAUCAUUUAGAAUUCUUCUGCCUUUGCCAGCCAAUAUUGCGAAUGUUGCUGCUUUGAAGGAACAUUUUUCAUCAUUUGGUGAUCUCUCCACAGUCGAGCUAGAACAUCCUGAGGAUCAUGCUAGCAGUCCAACAGGUUCAAAACCUUCUCAUAAUUGUUCUGCUCGGAUAACUUUUACAACACGUCGUUCGGCUGAGAGGGCAUUUCAAAAUGGCAAAUGCUGGCAAGGCCAUAAUUUACAAUUUAUGUGGUCAACGACCUCUAGUAACUCUAGCACCGACCAUGGCGGCGUAGAAAUUUCUCAGAGUCCUACCCCCAAGGGUCCCCUAGAUGCUGGAAUUAUGGCCGAGUCUUCUUCACCGAGUACAGGGAAAUUGAAAUGCAGUGGUAUCUCUCCGGCAGCUGACACUGCCAGAAGUAGAGAACCUGAGAAUGCUGAAAGUUCAAAUGGUGGCCUUGAAUGUCUGCCAAGGGAAGCUGUCGAAGUCUGCCCAUCUGGUUCUCCCACUACAUCAUCCAACAAACGGCCAUAUGAAUCUGAUUUUCCCAUUGCCGAGGAUGGCCUGAAUGUUUGCCUUUCACAGUGACGAUAUCUAAUAGUAAGGGAUCAAAUUCUGAUGGGUGAUGAAGCUCCAACACAAGAAUGGCUGCCCGUUUUCCCGAAAGAGGUCCGGUACCUAAUCAUUGCAGUUUCUGUUCUUCAAGAGGGAACAGAAUUCCUUCAAUGUAAUAUCUGCGUUUAUUCACGAUAUCUCUGACCUGCAGAUUUUGUAUCUAGCUUUUUGAGGAUGGUUUCUAUAUCCCGUCUAAAUAGAAAAUAUUCAUUUGGAAGAAAAUUGAGAAAAAGAGAAAAAACUGAUCUCCCCCCUUCAUGUAGUAGGAUAAUGAUUUUCUCUUGAAUAGCUUUUGGCUCUUCAUGAUUAAAUGAACUGGUGACCGGCCUGCUUUCGUUUUCCGGUGUAAUUUUUCUUCUGUAGAUGUAAUUCUCACUCAAAAAUUUGAAUGGUCACAUGCUUAUUUGCUGGGUUUCACUCCA
Messenger RNA from Magnolia sinica, 3916 nucleotides. RefSeq names its product zinc finger CCCH domain-containing protein 27. Bases 225 to 3467 code for a protein of 1080 amino acids. The transcript has 7 exons. Gene Ontology annotation, cellular component: nucleus. NCBI's taxonomy places the organism in Eukaryota, Viridiplantae, Streptophyta, Magnoliopsida, Magnoliales, Magnoliaceae. Gene Ontology annotation, molecular function: RNA binding; metal ion binding. Gene Ontology annotation, biological process: mRNA processing. The record is from RefSeq and is a predicted model, not a curated record.